Messenger RNA from Anguilla anguilla (European eel), 918 nucleotides. Its product is annotated as lysostaphin-like. The coding region runs from base 1 to 918 and encodes 305 amino acids. The transcript has 3 exons. The record is from RefSeq and is a predicted model, not a curated record. Lineage: Eukaryota; Metazoa; Chordata; Actinopteri; Anguilliformes; Anguillidae.
AUGGGCACGGAGCAGGGGAGAGCCCCAGAGGCACGUGGGACGCCGGAGGUGGUCGGUGGACACACAAAGAUGAGCGCUGCUCCUGUGUCGCGGGGCGGCGAGCGCGCCUCCCCGUCUCCGCGCCCGCUCCACAACACCGCUCCACCCAGCCUGCUCCACAACACCGCUCCACCCAGCCCGCUCCACAACACCGCUCCACGCAGCCCGCUCCACAACACCGCUCCACCCAGCCUGCUCCACAACACCGCUCCACCCAGCCUGCUCCACAACACCGCUCCACCCAGCUCGCUCCACAACACCGCUCCACCCAGCCUGCUCCACAACACCGCUCCACCCAGCCCGCUCCACAACACCGCUCCACGCAGCCCGCUCCACAACACCGCUCCACCCAGCCUGCUCCACAACACCGCUCCACCCAGCCCGCUCCACAACACCGCUCCACGCAGCCCGCUCCACAACACCGCUCGACACAGCCUGCUCCACAACACCGCUCCACAACACUGCUCCACAACACCGCUCCACAACACCGCUCCACAACACUGCUCCACAACACCACUCCACAACACCGCUCCACCCAGCCCGCUCCACAACACCGCUCCACAACACUGCUCCACAACACCGCUCCACAACACCGCUCCACAACACCGCUCCACAACACCGCUCCACAACACUGCUCCACAACACCACUCCACAACACCGCUCCACCCAGCCCGCUCCACAACACCGCUCCACAACACUGCUCCACAACACCGCUCCACAACACCGCUCCACCCAGCCCGCUCCACAACACCGCUCCACAACACCGCUCCACGCAGCCUGCUCCACAACACCGCUCCACGCAGCCCGCUCCACAACACCGCUCCACAACACCGCUCCACCCAGCCCGCUCCAUUUGCCACGCGAGCAAGAGGGAAAUAA